AUGUCGAGUGCAGGUGCUGUGGGUGAGGGAAAGUGGUCCAACGCGGCAGUGGUGUCGCCGUUCCGAAGGGACCUGCUGCGGGGCAAAGCGGCGCUGGUGACGGGCGGGGCCACUGGCAUUGGGUUUGCCAUCACCCGUGCCCUCGCCCUCCACGGAGCUCGUGUCGCCAUCGUCGGAAGAAGGGCCGACAAGCUCGAGGAGGCCGUCAACCAGCUCAAGGCCGACGGCGUGCCAGCGGACGGUGUGAUCGGGUUGCAGGGCGACGUGCGCAGCUACGAGAGCCUGGUCAAGGUGGUGCAGGCCACCACCGCCCGCUUCGGGCAGCUCGACAUCCUGGUGAACAACGCCGCGGGCAACUUCCUGUGCCCCGCCAAGGAUCUCACUCCCAACGGCUUUAAGACCGUCAUCGACAUCGACCUCGUGGGCACGUUCAACGCCUCCAGGGCGGCGUACGAGGCGUUGAAGGCGACCAAGGCCGGGGUGAUCAUCAACAUCAGCGCCACCCUGCACUACGGCGCCACCCCGUGGCAGCUGCAUGCCUCGUCGGCCAAGGCCGCUAUCGACGCGCUCACUCGCAACCUCGGUCUGGAGUGGGGUCCCGACGGUAUCAGGACGGUGGGCAUCGCGCCCGGUCCCAUCCAGGGCACCGAGGGACUGAGUCGUCUGUCGGGCAUGUCGGGCGACGAGGUCGGGCAGCGCAUUCCCGUCCGCAGGGCCGGCUACCCUGAAGAUAUCGCAUUCAUGGCGGUCUAUCUGGCGAGCGGGGCGGGCUCGUUCGUGAACGGCACCACGGUAGUGGUUGACGGCGGAGCCACGCUAUGGCGUCCCGAGAUGGUGAGCGAGGAACAGCUCAAGGCCAUCACCGCCUCUCUCCGCGGCCAGUCCAGCAGCAAGAAGAAGGCCGCCCUCUGA
Acanthamoeba castellanii str. Neff is the source of this 912-nucleotide messenger RNA. Its product is annotated as peroxisomal 2,4dienoyl-coa reductase. The coding region runs from base 1 to 912 and encodes 303 amino acids. Lineage: Eukaryota; Discosea; Longamoebia; Acanthamoebidae. Gene Ontology annotation, molecular function: 2,4-dienoyl-CoA reductase (NADPH) activity. The record is from RefSeq and is a predicted model, not a curated record. The transcript has 7 exons. Gene Ontology annotation, biological process: fatty acid catabolic process.